AUGUACGAUGGCACAACCAAUCUGGAUGAUCACAUAGCCUCGUACAAACAACGGAUGUUCAUCGUCUCGAUACCCCGACCGCUUAGGGAAGCCUGCAUGUGCAAAAGUUUCGGUUCGAGCUUAUUCGGCCUAGCACUACAAUGGUACAUGAACCUCCCGAAUGGAUCCAUCGAUUCGUUCACUCAACUCACCGACACGUUUGUGGAGCAGUUCGCCAGCAGCAAGAAACUCGAGAAGCUGUCAGCCGACUUGUACAGGGUAUACCAGAGAAGGGGCGAGCCAUUGAAAGAAUAUGUCAGCAGGUUUAACAGAGAGAAGAUUUCCAUCCCAGCAUGCAACCCUGAGACAGCCGUAGACGCCUUCAGGAAGGGUCUCCUCCCGGACGGAGAGCUAUACAAAGAACUUACAAAGCUGGAUGCACAACAAUGGAAGACGCCCUACCCCGGGCAGUGA
Molecule: messenger RNA, 453 nt
Organism: Pistacia vera
Lineage: Eukaryota; Viridiplantae; Streptophyta; Magnoliopsida; Sapindales; Anacardiaceae
Exons: 1
Coding region: 1-453 (150 amino acids)
Source: RefSeq, a predicted model, not a curated record